Closterium sp. NIES-67 is the source of this 1348-nucleotide messenger RNA. NCBI's taxonomy places the organism in Eukaryota, Viridiplantae, Streptophyta, Zygnematophyceae, Desmidiales, Closteriaceae. The record is from the annotation of a GenBank genome assembly.
UUGGAAGACAUGUCGCUGCGCGGCACAACUGGGGACAACAGCAGCUUUGUGGCGGGGCAGGAGAGGGGGAAGGAGAAUGAGGAGGGGGAGGCGAAAGGGGAGGAGGAUGAGGUGACGGAGGAGGAGGAGGAGGAGGAGGAGGAGGGAGGAGGAGGAGGAGGAGGAGGAGGAGGAGGAGGAGGAGGAGGAGGAGGAGGAGAAGGAGGAGGAGGAGGAGGAGGAGGAGGAGGAGGAGGAGGGAGGAGGAGGAGGAGGAGGAGGAGGAGGAGGAGGAGGAGGAGGAGGAGAAGGAGGAGGAGGAGGAGGAGGAGGAGGAGGAGGAGGAGGAGGAGGAGGAGGAGGAGGAGGAGGAGAAGGAGGAGGAGGAGGAGGAGGAGGAGGAGGAGGAGGAGGAGGAGGAGGAGGAGGAGGAGGAGGAGGAGGAGGAGGAGGAGGAGGAGGAGGAGGAGGAGGAGGAGGAGGAGGAGGAGGAGAACCCCGCGGAGCCAGCCCGUACCCUGAGACAGAGAACCAUCGUCGAUGCCCUCUCUUACCCAGCCGUCGUUGCUAGUACCCGCUACCCUCUCUUACCCAUCCGUCGUAGCUGCCCUCUCUUAUGUGCCCGUCAUCGUCGCUGCCCUCUCUUACCCAGCCGUCGUUGCUAGUACCCGCUACCCUCUCUUACCCAUCCGUCGUCGCUGACCUCUCUUACGCACCCGUCGUCGUCGCUGCCCUCUCUUACCCAGCCGUCGUCGAUGCCCUCUCUUACCCAGCCGUCGUUGCUAGUACCCGCUACCCUCUCUUACCCAUCCGUCGUAGCUGCCCUCUCUUACUUGACAGCAGCGGAAAAGCACAUGGGGGAACGAGAACGGCGGUUUAAGGAGAGCCAGUCAGUGUUGGUCGUCAGUGGCGGUGGCUGUGGCCUUUGAGUUCACCCAAAGGUCGUCAGUGGCUGCGGCUGUGGCAGUUGAGUUCACCCAAAGGUCGUCAGUGGCGGCGGCAAGGCUGCAAGAAAUAGCUUCGCAUGGAUUUGCGCCCGCAGAAGGAUGCGGAUUUGGAGAAUCAAGUAGCGUGCCUCACUGACCAGCUGGCUAGGGAGUGCAGACAGGCCGCUCUAGUCUCUGUGGAGCUGCAAGCAACUAAGGAGAAGCUGAAACGGCUGGAGGACUCAGUUGCGGAGAAGGACGCCAUCAUUGCUGAGAAGAAUGAUGUUAUCUCGGAGAAAAACCCUGUUAUUCUUGAGAAAAACGCCCUGAUUAAGGCGAGGAAUGCCGUUAUAUUGGAACUCCAAGUUGCUGCCAGAGCAGCAAACGCUCGAACGACUGAGUCUUGGAGCAAAGGCCAGGAGCUUAAAGAUACCGUCACAGCG